Dermatophagoides farinae (American house dust mite) is the source of this 703-nucleotide messenger RNA. It is a transcript of the gene twr, whose product is annotated as signal peptidase complex catalytic subunit SEC11 homolog C twr. Gene Ontology annotation, molecular function: serine-type endopeptidase activity. NCBI's taxonomy places the organism in Eukaryota, Metazoa, Arthropoda, Arachnida, Sarcoptiformes, Pyroglyphidae. Gene Ontology annotation, cellular component: membrane; signal peptidase complex. The record is from RefSeq and is a predicted model, not a curated record.
UUUUUGGUUUUGAAAUAUUUAUUUUUAAAACAUUGAAUACUGGUGAUUAUUGAUUGUUUUUAAAAUAAAAUCUUCAAACACAUACAUAAUAAAUUUGUUGGCCAUCAUGUCGAUCAUGGAGACUUUAGGUCUUGGAGAAUUGACCAGAAUGAGUAAACGACAGGUUCUAUAUCAAUUCUUAAAUUUUGGAAUGAUCAUAUCAUCAGCCAUGAUGAUCUGGAAAGGAUUAAUGGUUGCCACAGGCAGUGAAUCACCAAUUGUUGUCGUUCUUAGUGGUUCUAUGGAACCAGCAUUCCAUCGUGGUGAUCUAUUGUUUUUGACCAAUUACAAAGAGGAUCCAAUCCGUGUAGGAGAUAUUGUUGUAUUUAAAAUUAAAGGUCGCGAUAUACCAAUUGUACAUCGAGUUAUAACGUUACAUGAAAAGGAAGAUGGAUCUGUAAAAAUAUUGACCAAAGGUGAUAAUAAUUCUGUCGAUGACCGUGGUCUUUACGCACCUGGACAAUUAUGGCUAGAGAAAAAAGAUAUUGUUGGCCGUACUAGAGGUUUCGUUCCGUAUGUGGGCAUCAUUACUAUUCUAAUGAAUGAUUAUCCUAAAUUGAAAUAUGCAGUACUCGGUAUACUUGCAUUAUUUGUUUUGGUACAUAGAGAAUGAUGAUGAUGGUGAUGAUGAAACAUUUUUAUUAUUUGGCAUACACACUACACA